This is a messenger RNA of Trichobilharzia regenti, 2721 nucleotides long. The record is from the annotation of a GenBank genome assembly. Lineage: Eukaryota; Metazoa; Platyhelminthes; Trematoda; Strigeidida; Schistosomatidae.
CAGGGUUCGAACCUGUGACAUAUUGUUUGAAAGUCGAGUACCUAGGCUGAUAAGCCAGUUUCAUCUACCGCUGGUACAUGCUGUUCUGAUGACUACCUGACUUCUCCUUCAAUUCCCCACUAAAUUGUUAUCGACUUGUACUGCGAUAACAGCCGUUUGCAGUUCAGCUGCUGUCCGUCGGAUCUUCUGGGACAUUCAUUCCAGCCAGUGUAGCUCAUUAGGUCAUCGCAGUCUACUAACCUGACCGCCACGUCAAGAGGGCAGUUGUCAGUCGUGUCACUACAUGGUAUCUGGUGAAUUAUUUUGUCUAGGUGGUUAACGAAACCUCAUACCAGGCAAUUCUGUCGACACUCAGAUUCUCAUCUUUAUAAGCCACCAUUUUCAACUUAGAACUUUUCAUAAAAGUGCAGCAGUUAAAGUUAGCACACUUCAUUGAGUACACAAAGUUAGAAAAAAAUGUCAGGAAAAUGUAUGGGAGGAAGAAAUAUGAUGCAAAUAUACUGAGUUUAUAGAGAAUGAAUUCAUCUGUUUGAUUGAGGAUGAUUUUGAGCUAUGUCACCAGUCUCCAACCGUUAAUUCUGGCGUUCUUAACAUCACUCAGGUUGUCUAUGCCAUUCUGCGUAGCCUACACUAACGGUCAAAGACUUCAUGGACUGAUUCCAACUCUUAAUAUGACCACCCUUAACUCUUUUCCAAGCUUAUCUUAUUUCACAUAACAUUGUUCGACGGGAAAGAGGAUGGUUUAGCAUGCACAACACGCGCCCGAGCUACCUUAGCUAACAUAGUUUUAUAACAUCAAUGGUUGAUAUUCGCUCCUAAGCCUAUGCUUAAUAUUGCUCACCAUAUUACACCACAGUAUACAGGAUAUGAAACUCAGACACUUAUAGUCAAAGACAAGUAGUCUCUUCACAUCUUCGCUUUCACCGACCAUGUCCCAGACAUAAGGGCUAACUGCUGCUCAGUAAUAACAUCCUUUGAUCUUUGAUCGAUAGCUGGAUAACAGGUCUAUGCCAUAGGUAGCUAAUGAUGUAUCAGACUUUUAUAUCCGAUAAGAGAUCUUGUCAACAAUCAGUCCAUUAGGGCUGAUGCAGCUUCCCAAACAAGUGAAGUAGUUAACACGCUCAACUACUUAACUCCCUAUCCGUAAACUGUGAUUCGGUUCAGAGUAAUCCUGCAGCAUCAUCUUACAUUUGCCAGGGGCGAAUUGCAUGGCAAACAAAGAUUUCUGAUCAAGGUAUUAGGAAGACUCUGGAAUCUAUGGUCUUCAUCUAUAAAGACUAUCAUCUGCAGUCAGAUAACAAAUCAUUCCCUAAUUCUCCGUUCAUCGUUCGUUAAUAUAUAUGUGAUGAAAAUUUAAAAAAUGGAGUCAGCAGGUAUCGUUGACAGACACAAAUGCCUCUCAUCACUUCACACUGUAAUCACAGUUUUGCUAUCGUGAUAGUCCAAACCUAAUUAUUAUAAAUGUCUUAUGGUUUAAGGAAGUGGUAAAGAACAACAAAUCAUCAGUGUUUGCUGUAUUUCGGAAAGCGCUAUAAAACUCACAUAUUCGUAUUUCUUUGAAACUCCAGGUAGAUGCAUCUUUUAGUUUGUAUUGCUUACCCUUUUAAUGGGGUUCUUUUUCUGUUUUUCCUAGUUGGUUAUAACACUGUCUACUGGCUUCGUUUACCUGUGUUGUAUAUGACAUGAUGGAACAACCACUUAUCUAUGUGGCUAUGGACAAUGCGAAAGUUAUAAUCAAUUUAUUAAAAGCAGUUCAUUUCCGUGAUGUAUGUUUGAGUAGUUAAACUACUUUUACCGCCUAGCUUGCUACUAUGUUUGCAACAAAUAAUGGUAUCAAAGUGACUGUUGAAGACUCAAAGUGUAUUCAAGGAAACGCAUUUCUCCAUUCAGCACUUUUUCGGGAGUAUUCCGUGAGAAAGGAUAUCGUAUCGUUUAGAACAAACCUUGGUAUACUGAUUGACUGUUUAUCUAUCUUUGGAACGUCGGUACAAGGAUCCCCUGUGUCACUCAUUAUGUCAUAUAAAAUACAUGGCAGCACAGUGGACUUGUUGUUAGAAGAAAAUGCGGUUGUAGCAGAAUGCAGUAUCAAGACUAUGGAGGCGUUUGAGAUACUUGACUUUGAUUUCUCUAGCAGUAAUAUUGCAGAUAAAUUCAUAAUGAAGUCAGACUGUAUGCGUGAAGCAUUCAACGAAUUAGAUACUUCAAGUGAGAUUUUGGAGGUUGCUAUAAUACCACCUCCAGCAAUUCAACCCCGUCUUCGCUUAACAACCUACGGUUUUGCUGGGACUAUGCAUUUCGAUUUGCCUAGGUCGUCUGAUCAAGUAGAGGUGUUUGAAUCUAGCACUGCAAGUCCUAGGAUAGCUCGCUUUCGUCUGUCACUGUUACGACCUGCAACAAAUCGAGCUUUGUCAAUGGCCAGUCGUAUUUCUCUGCGUAUCAAUGAUCGCGGUUUUCUGUCCAUUCAAUAUAUGAUAAACGUUUCAGACAAUGAGGUUGCUUUUGUGGAGUUUUUCUGUGUUCCAGAUGUGGAUGAGACUGAAGAUCAAUCAGAAUCUCAAACAAGCAUGAAUACUGAACAAUAUGAAGCUACAAAAUCUAAUAGAACGGCUCAGAUUCCAUCGACAUCGAGGUGUCCAGUUAAUACUUUGGAUCCUGACUGGACUUGAUUCCACACUGUAUUUUCGGUACAAGUAUGGCAUUUUCAGCAUGGAUAUCGGUAGC